Sardina pilchardus (European sardine) is the source of this 2367-nucleotide messenger RNA. RefSeq names its product E3 ubiquitin-protein ligase TRIM47-like. Gene Ontology annotation, molecular function: zinc ion binding; protein binding. The record is from RefSeq and is a predicted model, not a curated record. Bases 102 to 1739 code for a protein of 545 amino acids. The transcript is spliced from 6 exons. Lineage: Eukaryota; Metazoa; Chordata; Actinopteri; Clupeiformes; Clupeidae.
GAUUAGCCUACCUGACAAAAACGCAGCCUUAAAGACGCAUUGAAUAGAAUAUCAAAAACACAUUUUGUGGAGUGGUCUGGUAUGCACCGAAUGCCCUCAAAAUGGCAGAGGCAAAUAGGCUUAUCUCAGUGGAUGAGAAUCAUUUCCAAUGUUCAAUUUGUUUGGAGCUACUGAAGGAACCAGUAACUAUUCCAUGUGGACACAGUUACUGUAUGGAGUGUAUUACUAUGGGAUGGGACCGAGAAGCUGGAAAUGAUGUCGGUUGCCCUCAGUGCAGACAGACGUUCAACCCGAGACCUGUUUUAGUUCGAAAUCUCAUUCUGGCUAGCAUGGUUGCGGAGCUCCAGCGUCAAGAUGCUCAGUUGGAUGGCGGGUUUGCUGAACCUGGUGACGUAGAGUGUACGGUUUGCAUAGGAAGGAAACGCAAAGCUGACCGAACGUGUCUGGAUUGCCUUGAUACUUACUGUUCAAGUCACUUUUGCCGCCACGAGGAACUCUUUCUUGGAAAGAAGCACAAGAUGGUUGAGGCCGUAGCUAAGGUCCAGACGAGAGUGUGUACACAACAUAACAAACCUCUGGAAGUAUUUUGCCGGACUGAUGCGACGUGUGUGUGUGUUGCAUGCAUCAUAAAUGAGCACAAAGGCCAUGAUGUAGUUUCACCUGCGGAUGCUCAGGAACGCAGACAGAGGGCGAUGGAAUCAAUAUUACAGAGUGCAAUCUCCAGGAGGGAAGCUGAACUAAACAAGCUGACAGAAAAUGUUGAGCCUCUAAAGUCCUCUGCACAGGCUGCAGUGGAGCACAGUGCCAAUGUCUUCUCAGAGCUGCAUUCCUUCAUUGAGGAGAAGCAUGAAGAGGUGGUGAAGAUGAUCAGAGAUAAGGAGGAGGCGGAGCAGAGUCGGGCAGAGCAGCUGCAGAAGGAGAUCAAAGUGCUGAAGAAGAGAGCAGAUGAUAUGGCACAGCUGGCAAGCAAAGAGGAUCACGUACAUUUCCUACAGGUAACGUCAGCUGCUCAGAGUCUCUCAUCCUUUUCCCCAAAAGAUUUACCAGCUGUCACUGUCAGUGACCGCUUCUCAUUUGAUGGUGUGAAAACAUCUGUCUCUCAGCUAAAGGACGCGGUGAAUCAGACGUGCGUAGCUCAGUUUGGGCUGGUGUGGAGAAGUGUGAAGUUUGCAAUGUUUGAAGAAAUGACUAGAAAUCAGUUGCUGAAACAUUUCCGCCAUCCAAAAUUUGAUCAGAGCACUGCAUACAGACAACUGUUCUUGUCUGAGGGUUGCACCAAAGUUGAGUGGGGUUACCAGACAACCAACAACUGUAAUGGAUUCACAGAUUGCCAACAGGUGUUGUGUUCAGAGCUUUUGUCCAAUUGUGCAUAUUGGGAGGUUCAGUGGAACUUUCCAAAUCCCAGUGAUGGCAUUUCUAUUGCAGUUGCUAGUCAUGACAUAGAACGGAAAGGUGAAAACUGCCGAUUUGGGCUUAAUAACAAAUCCUGGUGCUUGGACUGCAAAACAUCUGGUCUGACUUAUUCACACAAUAAUUUUAAGACUGAAAUUCCAGGCCCAGUCCCCACCAGAAUAGGGGUUUAUCUGGAUCGCAAGGCAGGAAUUUUGUCUUUCUACAGGAUCAUUCAGCGUGAUGCUGAUCUGAUAGCAGAUCUUAUUUACAGGGUUCAGCCCAAAUUUUCCAAGUCUUUACGCCCAGGAUUUUACCUGUCAUUAAAUUGCUCUAUUAAACUCUUUUAAAGGGUUUGCUGGCGAAAGAAAAUGCCACCCUAGGAUUUACAGAGUACACUCCUAAUAAAAACGUUGCUGUAGCUGACAUUAUAGAUAUUUGUGCAGAUAUUUUCAUCAUUUUCACCUAUUAUGUGGUGUAUAGAUCAUAAAUACCGUGAUGUUUAGAAUUGUUCAAGAAUUCAACUCUCUUUCGUUUUUUUUGGCAUAGUGACCAAUGAUAUACAAAUGUAAACGUAAAGCCUUGACCUACAAAUGGGUCUAUGUUGAUGUUAAUACAUGGUAAUCAGUUCCAGUUUGAAGUAUAAUGUUUAAUUUUGAAGUACAGUAUGAUAUGUAGGCAGAAAAGGAGCCCUUUGUAUAAACAGAACUUUACAGAAAGAUCACCUGUUACAAGAUCACCUGUUACUAGAUCAAACCGAAAGUUAAGGGGCCUACCUGUGUACUGCCACAGGUCCAUAAACAGUUAAGUUGAAAGGACUUAGAUGAAAGGAUUUUGAUGUAUUUAUUUCACAUUCCAUUAUGGUAUUUGGUUUACCAUACUGUGGCAGUGGUUUUCCCCAUGUUAUUUUAGCUCGGUGUGUUUGACAUUACUAGAGGCCCUGUUUGAAACUUGGGUAUUAAUGUUUUGAUAUUGUUC